UCUCUCAUUCUCUCGUUAACUUGAAGCAGGGAGGGAACGGGGUGUAACGCUUGUUUCUUUUAUAGCCUGCAGUUCUAAAAAAAUAGUAGUAAAUAGUUUGUGAUACAGGUUUCAAACACCCAACCCUAAAACGCAUCGACGCCACCUCCCCAUCGACGCAGCUUCUUCUACCCUCUCCAUCACCGGUCUCCGGCGCUUCUCCUUCCUUCGCCGGAAUUGCUGUCCCAUCGAAGUCUUCAUUCUGCCUUCGUCGGAUUUUCCUUCUCUAUCAUCAGAUUGUGUAACAGAAGAAGCAAAUCUCAAAUGGACAAAAGUAUGCUCGGAGAUCUGGGGAAUCUUCCAGCGGAGGAUCAGGCUCGAAUGGCCACCAUGAUCGACCAGCUUCAAAUCCGUGACAGUUUGAGAAUGUAUAACACGCUUGUGGAGAGAUGCUUUACAGAUUGUGUGGAUACAUUCAGACGCAAGACAUUAGAUAAGCAAGAGGAGACAUGUGUGAGGAGAUGUGCUGAGAAGUUCUUGAAGCAUUCCAUGCGUGUUGGAUUGAGAUUUGCAGAACUCAACCAAGGUGCAGCUACACCAGAUUAAUCCUCCAUAGCAUCUAUGGACCUCACUUCACUUUUGUAGUCUAAUAGAGUUGCUUUAGUCUUUCAAGUAAACACCAUAAAACAUAUAGACUGAGUUUCAUAAACUUCUUUCCAUUAACAAUUGCUUUUCUCCAA
Molecule: messenger RNA, 719 nt
Organism: Lactuca sativa (garden lettuce)
Lineage: Eukaryota; Viridiplantae; Streptophyta; Magnoliopsida; Asterales; Asteraceae
Product: mitochondrial import inner membrane translocase subunit Tim9
Source: RefSeq, a predicted model, not a curated record